CUCAUUUGUUUGUUGACAUGUUACGUUUUCGGUGGAAGUAAUCGCGAAAAAUGAAUUCUCAAAAAAAUCUGAUGUCUUUUUCUCACUUUCUGCUUCGGGCCAAGUAUCUGAAAUUGUAUCGAGACAUUUUAAGAACAAUUAAAAAAGUUCCUAGUUUAGAAAGUCGAGCAGAGCUCAAACAAUGGGUCAGAACCGAUUUUGAAACAUAUAGGAACAUUUCUGACGAAGCUCUAGCAAAAUAUCACUUAUCAAGAGGAAAAGCCUUUCAUGAAAAGUUAUUAUUAAGUAUUAGUUUAUCAAAAGGUAGUUGA
Molecule: messenger RNA, 311 nt
Organism: Uloborus diversus
Lineage: Eukaryota; Metazoa; Arthropoda; Arachnida; Araneae; Uloboridae
Product: LYR motif-containing protein 2-like
Exons: 3
Coding region: 51-311 (86 amino acids)
Cellular component (GO): mitochondrion
Source: RefSeq, a predicted model, not a curated record